Messenger RNA from Nilaparvata lugens (brown planthopper), 2473 nucleotides. RefSeq lists its product as uncharacterized. The record is from RefSeq and is a predicted model, not a curated record. The coding region runs from base 459 to 1223 and encodes 254 amino acids. Lineage: Eukaryota; Metazoa; Arthropoda; Insecta; Hemiptera; Delphacidae. The transcript is spliced from 6 exons.
GCUAGUUGUGACACUUGUGACUGGUUGUGAUUUUUCGCUCUCUUCUUUCCUUUGGAAUUUCUUGUGAUUACAAAAUAAGUUUAACUCCAAGAAAAGGAUGACUGAUCAAAAUACUGAUAAACUCAUCACAGAAGCUGAUUUUUUUAUAAGGCAGUCGCAAAUCAUUUCCAAAAGAUUAAAAUCAGUUGAGAUGCUUUUAAGAAGCCUUGCGGACGAUCCACAGACUGAUGCUGAAAUUAUAAAUCAACGAUCAAAUAAGUUUGAUAUGUUGAAUAUUUCUACAUUUUGGAUUAGAGGACAACAAGAAUAGCUGAAAAUGCUGUAUUAUAAUAUUCUACCCGUGGACAAUAUGGAGUGGAGACCAAUCCAUUGCAGUGCGACUCAAUCUACCGGAGCCUUGCAGUUCACCACAAUGUGCAGUUAAUAAUUGUGAGGUGUGUUGCGAAUCAGUCUUGAAAAUGUUCAUCGAAACUAAUCUGUUGAAUAAACAGAGUAACGUGGUGGAAAGUUAUACUGCUGUAUGGAGAAUUAUCAGCAAUAUCAUUUGUGGCAUGAGACAGAAGGAACACAUGUUGGCCCUUCAGAGAGCCCGUGUUGCGGCCGCCAAACAGAGAGAAGAAGCUGACUUUCCAGAAGAUCUGAAAGAUCUGUACAACGACUGGAACAAUCGACCAGAGAAGAAAGCCGGCGUUCACCUGCCCGUAGUCAGCGAUAACCUUGUCCAAACGAUGGUAGCCGACUUGAACAGCGAUGACUAUUUGCAAACGAAGCUAGCCGACUUGGAAAUUGAAAACAACACUGCCCUACCCCAGACAACGACUGUCAAACGGCUGUUGGCCAUGCAGCAGAAAGACAGGGCGUUGAUUUUCAAUCGGCCGAUAAGGGUGGUCAAACCACAACAAGUGAAGCUCACCCCGCAGGGCCUGAUGAGUGCCUUGACAGGCAAUCAACUCAGGGUUUUGCCCGUCAGGUUGACGCCGCAAAGGAGUAUCCUGCAGAAUAGGACAAACCAACCAACCACUGUACCCGGGUACUCUCUGUUGGGUCGUCCCCGGGUGGGGAGACCCCCACUGAUGACGUCACAAGCCGCUGCUAACCGUGUAAUCACGUUCCGUCGUGCAUUACCGCCCAGGCAAGUACAACAGACCCAGCCCAAUGUCACAUUUAUUCAGCCCAUGCCGAAAACUAGGGAGAACGAUGAGAAUGAUUGUAGCAAACAGUAAAGGUUUUUCAUGUAUUUUGUUUAGUAUGAAUCUUCUAAGCAUUUGUUUUGAAACUAUUCGUUUUGAAGAGAGUAGCAAAACUCAGUUUAAUUGUAGACCAAAAAUAUGGGAAUCUUGUUGGUGUAAGGAAGUAGCAAACAGUGAAGGUUUUUCAUGAAUUUUGUUUAGUAUGAAUCUUCUAAGCAUUUGUUUUUGAGAAAAGUAACACAUGUAACACGGUAUUAAUUGAUAGUGGUCUCUAAUGUGGUAUAUAUUGGUGGUGUGAGCAAGUUCAAAAUGAAAGUAGAAAAUAAUGAAGAUUUCUCAUGAAUUUUGUGUAGUAUCAUUCUUGUGAGCAAUAUUUUAGUGAACUAUUUUUGUUUUAAGAAAUCUAUCACCUAGAUUUCUUACUAUAGUGUUAUAUUUUCAAUAAAAAUUUCAUCUCUGUAAACUCUACUGCUCUUUCUAUAGAUUGAAUUUGUGGUAGUUUGAAGAAUUUGUUCUUCAAUGUAUCUUGCUCUGAAUGUUAAAACUUCAAAGUUUUUAUAUAUAUAAGUCCCACAAUAAAUCAAGCUUUUACAAUUCAAAUCUCAUUCAAGCUUAAAAUGAUUCAUCUCAAGGUCCAAUCUUAGUAAAUUCAGAAGAAACACGACACCGUAGUGCUAUCUUUCAGACAAUUUUGUUACUUCAAUGCCCAUUUUUUGUAAAAUCUGUUAAUCAGUUUUUAUUGGAAGAUAUUGAAAGAAUACCUUUCAAAUUACUUUGAGAAGAAACUUAAAAACAAUUUCUAUAUAGAGUCCUAUUUAUUACUAAACAGUAUUAUAACCAAAUAUUAUAUUAUUUCUAGAGCUUUAAGAUAGUAUUUGUACAAUUACCUUCUAGUAUUCUGUAAAUAUCAGUAGUCUUUUUGUAGUAUUGAAUUAAUAUUGUAAACAUUUCGGUAGGUUUGCUUAGCCUGGAUGAUUCUAAAAAAACAACUAAACAAAUAUCUUAAAAACAACUUAUGGUAAUUGAACCAUACUUAAUGAUUGUGUAGUUGUUUUGUUUGAGAUUUCGUAGAUUUUAACUUUUCCUUUUUUUCAUCUGUAAAUUACCUUCUAGUAUUCUGUAGAUACCGGUAGUCUUUGUGUAGUAUUGAAUCAAUAUUGUAAACAUUUCUGUUGGUUUGCUUAGCCUGAAUGAUUCUCAAUGUGUAGUUGCUUUGUUUCAUUAUGUUUUGGAUUUCGUAGAUUUUAACUUUUCCUUUUCUCAUUAAUCAAUAAAUAGUUCUC